AUGAACAAUAACCAGAUUCCAAAACCUAUUCCUGGUCCAAGAGGCUAUCCAUUACUUGGAAACAUUCAAGAUGUCGAUCCCAACUCAACCUUGAAGUCCUUCACACAACUAUCCGAUCAGUAUGGCGAAAUAUUCCGUCUCCGCUUUCCUGGACAACCCGACACGAUUAUUGUGUCAAGUUUCGACUUGGCAGAUGAUCUACUCGACGAUAACAGAUUUAGAAAGGCUCCUAAAAAUGCCCUGGCCGAGGUUCGGAACGGUGUUCACGAUGGACUGUUCACAGCUCAUCUCGAGGAACCAAACUGGGCCAUUGCCCAUCGGGUUCUAAUGCCUGCAUUCGGGCCCAAGGGAAUCCGUGACAUGUUUGACGAAAUGCACGACAUCGCUUCACAAUUGGUGCUGAAAUGGGCCCGUCAAGGACCGCAUCAAAGAAUUCUGGUCUCUGAUGACUUCACUCGGUUGGCUAUGGACACUUUGGGACUCUGCUCCAUGGGAUUUCGAUUCAACAACUUUUACAGCGAGAACGAGCAUUCCUUUGUAAAGGCCAUGGGCGACUUUCUCUCCGAGUGUGGGCGACGGGGCCAACGACCUCCCUUGCCCGAUUUCUUCUUUCGUACGGCCAAUGACAAGUACGCUGCAGACAUUUCCAUUCUGCGUGAGACGGCCGAGGCAGUGCUCAGGGAAAGAGUGGCCGACAGCGAAAAUGAGCGCAAGGAUCUCUUGACCGCAAUGCUGCGAGGGCGUGACUCCAUGACCGGAAAGAAGAUGACGGAUGAGUCAAUCAUUGACAAUCUGAUCACCUUCUUGAUCGCUGGGCACGAGACGACAUCCGGUACACUUUCAUAUGCAAUGUACGAGCUUUUGCAGAAACCUGAAGAGUACAGAAAAGUGCGUGAGGAGGUCGAUCGAGUCAUUGGAACUGGCCCAAUCACUGUAGAUCACAUGACAAAGCUGCCCUAUAUUGAAGCCGUCCUCCGGGAAACCUUACGCCUCGAUUCACCAAUUCCAGUCCUCACCCGCCAGACUCAUGGAGGAGACGAAAUGCUAAGGGGAAAAUACGCCAUCGGCAAAGAUGAUGUAUGCCUGGUACUUUUGUCCAAGCUUCACGUCGACCCUAAUGUCUAUGACGACCCCAAGGAGUUUCGUCCAGAGCGAAUGUUGUCAGAGAACUUCAACAAGCUACCCAAGAAUGCUUGGAAGCCAUUUGGCCAUGGCGUACGAGCUUGCAUUGGUCGACCUUUUGCUUGGCAGGAAGCAGUUCUUGCCAUGGCACUUCUAUUUCAAAACUUUGAUUUUGAAUCGGACGAUCCCAAUUACCAAUUAGAGAACAAGCAGACAUUGACAAUCAAGCCCCAAGACUUUUACGUCAAAGCGUCCCUUCGCAAGGGCAUCACGUCGACUAGUCUAUGUCGCCAUUUGCAAGGAACCAAGGAAGAGCUGGAGGAAGCUGAUCAGAUCAUUCAAAGACAUCGCGGGAACGGUAUAGCAGUUGGCAACAAUGCUGAUCUACAGCCCAUGACCAUUCUUUAUGGCUCGAACAGCGGGACAUGCGAAUCAAUGGCCCAACGCCUUGCAACAGACGCACCUGCGCAUGGAUACAGAGUCACACUUCUUGACUCCCUCGAUAGCGGGACGGGCAAUCUUGCUCGAGAUCAACCCACUGUUAUCUUCACCGCAAGCUAUGAGGGCCAACCACCUGAUAAUGCCGGGAAGUUUGUCCAAUGGCUAGAAUCUGAAAAGGCUAAAGACGAGCUGAAGGGCGUCCCCUUUGCUGUCUUUGGCUGUGGAAACAGUGAGUGGCCUCAGACUUUCCAUCGAAUACCGAAGCUAGUCAACGAGUCCAUGAGCGCAAACGGUGCGGAGAGGUUGGUAGACAUGGGCCUCGCAAACGCGGCAAGUGAGGAUUGUUUUGUGGCUUUUGAAAAUUGGGAAGAUCAGGUAUUAUGGCCGGUCUUGGAGGCGAGGAACGGUGGUUCUUCAAGCCCGACUGCGAGAAGAACCACAGCAUCAUUAUUACAAACGCAAGUCUACAAGACCCGCCAUUCUAUUCUGAAGCUCGACAUGAAAGACGCCCGUGUCCUCGCAAACCGCACCCUCACUGCCGAGGGUGAAUCUAUGAAGAAACAUAUCGAGGUUGAAUUACCCGCUGGAACAGCUUAUAGGUCAGGCGACUACCUGACCGUUUUGCCAACCAAUCCUCACGAAAACGUUCUCAGAGCUAUACGUAGAUUCCAACUACCUCAAGAUGCAAAUAUCGUCAUUGAAGGCGCCGGGAAAAAGCUCCCAACGGGUGUGCCUACUCCCAUACAGAGCAUCCUUGGUGGUUACGUCGAACUUGGUCUCACAGCCACUCGAAAAGAUGUCAAGAACUUGGCCACUGCAGCUUCAGCUCAGAGCGAUAGGGAAAAACUAGAAACACUCUCUUCCGAUCAGUACGAGCCCGAGAUAUCCCUCAAGCGAGUCUCCGUUCUGGACCUUUUGGAGCAAUAUCCCUCCAUCGACAUCUCCUUUGGCGAGUUCUUGAGCGUGCUGCCUUCGAUACGUGUGCGACAAUAUUCAAUAUCCUCGGCGCCGGCGAUCAACCAAUCUGUCGUCUCAUUGACGUAUUCGGUAGUCCGGAGUCCAGCAAAAUCAGGGCAUGGAGAUUUCAUCGGCGUCGCUACUUCAUACCUUGCAAGCCUACAACCUGGUGAUCUCAUUAGUGCUGCCGUGAGACCGUCACACGAGGCUUUUCAUCUCCCAAAAGACCCGGAGAAUACACCAAUCAUCAUGGUCUCAGCAGGAACUGGCAUCGCUCCCUUUCGAGCGUUCGUACAGGAACGCGCUGCCAUGAUUGCAGCGGGACAGAAAGUAGCACCAGCCUUAUUAUACCACGGUUGUCGGUCUGCCGGAAAGGACGAUUUGUAUGCCCAAGAAUUGGCAGACUGGGAGUCUCAGGGCGCUGUCAGGGUAAAGAGGGCGUUUAGUCGCGAACCUCGACUCUCGGCAGGUUGCAAAUAUGUACAAGACCGAGUGUGGGCAGAUCGACAGUCUUUACUGAAUCUAUGGAGAAAGGGCGCAUUUGUCUUUGUCUGCGGAUCCAAGGAGAUCAGUCGCGCUAUGGAUGAUAUGGCAUUGCGUUUCAAGCAGGAGAUUGCGGCCUCAAAGAAGAUUCCGAUCACCGAGGAAGCAGCCAAGAAUUGGUGGAUCGAGCAACGAAAUGUCCGUUAUGCAAUCGAUGUAUUCGAUUGA
This is a messenger RNA of Pestalotiopsis fici W106-1, 3231 nucleotides long. RefSeq lists its product as uncharacterized. Gene Ontology annotation, molecular function: aromatase activity; FMN binding; NADPH-hemoprotein reductase activity. NCBI's taxonomy places the organism in Eukaryota, Fungi, Ascomycota, Sordariomycetes, Amphisphaeriales, Sporocadaceae. Gene Ontology annotation, cellular component: cytosol. The record is from RefSeq and is a predicted model, not a curated record. The transcript has 7 exons. Bases 1 to 3231 code for a protein of 1076 amino acids.